Haemonchus placei is the source of this 1392-nucleotide messenger RNA. NCBI's taxonomy places the organism in Eukaryota, Metazoa, Nematoda, Chromadorea, Rhabditida, Trichostrongylidae. The record is from the annotation of a GenBank genome assembly.
AUGUUCAAAGCGCUACGGCGCCUGCAUGGUCAGAAUCUGGAAAGUCGUGGCCUGAACGACAUGUCCGAAGCCUUUCAAUCGUUUGUGUCGCAUUGCUCCCUACCACGGGAAGACAGACGACUUUCGAUGUUUGGCACACUGCCAAAGAAUUUGAAAAACUGCGGCACAGCAACUUUGACGUUCAAGAGGCCUGAAGAUGCCGAAAAAGCGAAAAAUGCCGCACCUGAAGAGCUCAAGUUUUACGAGCAGUUCAUGGUCGUGACACCAUUCGUUUCGAGGCGGAAAGGCGGAAAAGGUGUGAUACUCACUGAUGAUAGCCAAGAUGAAACGUUCAACCUUUCUCGUGCGUCAUCUAAUCAGUCUCUAGCUUCGACGACAAUGUCAUUAAGCACUUUUGAGGGACGAUCUAUGGACGAUAUUGCUACAAGUGCGCUUGAACGAAUCGCCGCCUAUUUGCCAGUAAAUGACACCAUUCGCAUGGAACGGGUUAGCAAGCGGUGUAUGGAGGCGUCGAUGAAGUCCAUACUGAGACGUGCUGGAGUUCAUCUCAAGUCGCUAGAUCUUAGUGGUAUAGUGCAUUUGAUGGACGAGAAAGCUCUAGAAAUCAUUGCAACAAGUUGCCCAUUAUUAGAAGAGUUGGAUCUUUCUGGCGUGCGAGCGUCAUGGGAGGCUCUCGGCGAUCUAGGCGAGUCUCUAACAAACCUAAAGAGGUUGACGUAUCGUGAUAUGGAUAGCGCUUCAGACAAGGCUUUCUGGUUCCUUAUCAAAGGAUGUGGUCGAGGCCUCCACUUUAUCGAUCUACGCGGGUGUCGCCGAUUGCAUGGUAGAUGUUUCCGAUUGUUCGGAGAUCGAUUGGAGCAGUUAUACUUGGAUGGAUGUGUGCAUGUGGACGAGAGGGCAAUUGAAGAUCUAUGCACCUGUGCAGCUGGUCUGAAGGAGCUACGGCUAAAUGAUUGUUAUCAGAUCACGGAUGAAAAUUUAAGUAUGAUUUCUCGAACGAUGUCGGAUUUACGGGUGUUCACAUUGUGCGGUGACCGUUUUGAGAAACUUUCAUCGGCCGGUUUGGCUCAUAUCAGCAAUAUGACAUCGUUAACAGAGCUGGCCCUAGAUUAUAACCCUCUAGUAGACGACAAGUUUCUAAUUUCAAUAUGCGAAGAGCUGAAAAACCUGAAAACGCUGAGUUUGGCCAACGCCGGAACUGAUCAAACGUUGACUGCCAAAGGACUCGCAGCCAUUGCUCAAUUAAAAGCAUUGGAGCAGGUAGGGAUUACUAUUCUUUUUUUCUUGCUCCCUUUGUUCACAUAUGCACAGUAUCGGACUUUCUUGCGCAAAAUGCUGCACAGAAAAUUCACCGCGAACUUUAUUCGAAGGUACAAUUCGAGAUCCAAAUAA